Medioppia subpectinata is the source of this 1799-nucleotide messenger RNA. Lineage: Eukaryota; Metazoa; Arthropoda; Arachnida; Sarcoptiformes; Oppiidae. The record is from the annotation of a GenBank genome assembly.
UGUUUUGCCCAACCAUUCAAUCCGUUUUGCAUUUUUUGUAAACAAAUAUUGUUUUUUGAAUCAAUUGAUCGAUACGUUUGAACGCAAGCCAUGGAUCCGAUCGAUACGGAGGUUGUCUUUAAAGUACCACUCAAUACAUCCAAAGAGCACAACGAGAGCGCGAAUACGGCUCAAGAAGUGGUGAGAAGCGGAUCCGCAGCGGAAACCGGCGAAACCAAAACACUCGACACUCCGGCCAUUGUGUCGGAACCGGUGGCCAAACCCGCGGCCACUGGUGUGGUGUCGAAGACAGUAAUGCCGGAACCGAUGACUCGCGUCACACCACCCGAUGGCCAGUACUUUGUGGAUCAGCUGAAGAACGGCGUUAUUGUCGGCCACAAGACGGUCGCGAAGUCGCGUCUGGUGUUCGGUCGGGCCGUAGACUGCGAUGUGGUGUUAGAGCACCCGUCGGUCUCCAGAUAUCACGCCGUCCUUCUGUGGUCACCACUCAAUGACGAGGACUACGUCUCCGGCAAAAAUAAGGACUCGUUUUGUUGGGGUAUCAAUGAUGACACGGACACCGCCGGAGAGGUUACCGGCGAUAGUAUGGCACUGCAGGCCGUGGUUACCGCUAUGAAGAGCGGCGACAGCGAUGGCCAGACGGCCAACGCUAACGUGUAUUCGGCGAAUCCAAACAAAUGCAUACAACAGUGGUUUGAUAGGGAAGGCUAUGACUUGGAGUACAAAUGCGAUACAAUUCACAAUAAGUUUCGGUGCACUCUUGAGCUGCCCAUCGAUGGCCAAUGGAUUCCCGUCGAGGGCUCUCUUCUGCCCAAAAAAAAGGAGGCGAUAACGGAGGCGUGUCUGCGGGGCUGUCAGCUGUUGGAUAAGGCGAAGCUACUGUUCCCGUGGCAACAACAGGAGGCGCUCGAACUGAGGCGCAAACACAACGAAGACAUGGACUUCGAAGUGGACGACAUGAUCGACGAAACCGUCAAAAUAUCGCACAAACGCCUCAAACGGAGCUCUGAGAGCGACGAUAGCGGCGCCAAAGCCGACACAUUCGAGUCGUUGAACCAGAAGUGGUCCGAAAUGAACGACGAGUUGCGCCAAUUGAGGAUCAAAAUGGCGAAUAUCGGCGCUAAAGGCGAUGUCCAGCGACCGAAUCCCGCCCAAGAAUCGGGCGAUUCGCUCGACGACUAUAUGGCGGCCAUUGAACGGCCGAAAUACGGACUCACUAUGAAUGACAAAAUUGAGAAAUCAAAGGUCAAAAUGAAGAUUAAUUUACUCGAGAAAGAGCAGCAAAAGGUGGAGAAAUUGAUUAAAUUGGCCAAACCUUCGGUCGAGUUUGAACCCAUAGUUCCCGCCCUCCCGGCCGUCGAUAUCAGCACUAAAACAGAGACCAUUGCAUCCAUUGUUGACAGUUGUGUUAAAACCGGUGUUAAAUCGGAGACAAUUGUCACUAAACAAAGUGCCGGCCAAACAAGUAAUGCAGAAAUUGUUGAUAAAUCUGCUCCUAAAGAGACCAAAGAAGAAGCGGUGAAACGAAAGACUGAAACAAUAAUUAAUGAAUUGAAGAGUUCGGCGAAACCGAAAGCGGAGUCCAAAGUGAAGCGUAAACUCAAUUCGCAGAGUAUUGUCGAUGCGAUCGAAAAGGAGAAACAGUUGGAAAAGACUAAACAAAAGGCCACUUAUGAUAGCGAUUAUGUCGAUUGGUUGCCACCGACGGGACAGUUGGGCGACGGAAAGACAACCCUCAACGACAAGUUUGGAUAUUAAAGUCACUAAUUUGUGUACAUUUACAUCUAUUUUUAACUCGU